AUGUGCAAGAAGUCCCCCUUCGGACACAACCUCGAGACCAAGAUGGACGAGGCCGUGCGUCAGAGUUGGCAGCUCGUGCCCUCGCAGGUGAGAUUCGAGAACAUGACGUGGCAGGGCGGGAUGGAGAAACUGUGCCAACUCAUCGCAGACCGACUGGGGUACAGGGAUAUCCCGCUUCAAUGCGUGCUGUACAAGCUGCUGGUGUACGGCGAAGGUGGUCACUUCGUCAAGCACCAAGACACGGAGAAAGAAGACGGCAUGAUCGUCACGCUGGUCGUCCAGCUGCCCAGUUCCCACGAAGGUGGCGACUUGGUCGUGUAUCGAGGGGGCGAGGUGAGGCACCGCCACGACUUCGGCAAGGCCGACGGAACGGCGGCGUUUCUUCCCCAUUACGCCGUGCACUAUGCGGAUGCGGAGCAUGCUCUCGAGAAGGUGACGAAGGGGUUCCGACUCGCGCUGGUGUACUCGAUUUGCCUGCCUCCAACAAUGCGCCACCUCGAGAAAGCUCACGACGCGCCGCUGAGUGAAGACUUGGCUGGUCACAUCAGCAACAUGGACGAAGAAGCCGAUGAACCGUUUGCUCUGUUGCUGUCUCACGAGUAUACGGCGAAGAACAUUCAGGGCCUGGGGACUGGGGCUCUGAAGGGCAUCGACAGCGCGAGAUUCCACGCGCUUGAAGAGGCGAAUGCGCUCGUGCCGGCAGCCAAGCAGCUUGAGUUCUUCAUCGUGCGGUUGGCGCACAAAAUUGAGUACGAUCCGGGUCGUUGGCAAGAAACGCUGUCUCAACUGUGGAUCCCUCAUGGCGCCGAGAAGGAGGAAGGGUACAUGGGCAAUGAAGGACCGACCAAGAACACCAAGAACGAGAACGAUACACCUUUCGCGUAUUGUGCGGGGCUCAGAGAGCGGACAGACAAUGGUACUCUCAUCCCAGUCAUCACGCAGAUUGCCCGCAAGUUUGACUGGGCUAUCAUCGGCGAACCCUUGCUGGCUUGUAUGCGUCAGCACGCGUACGCGCCAAAAGAGGAUGACAGUGGGUACUCAACCAUGGCGUUGGCACUGCUCGUUCUCGACGGACUGGAUAGCGGGACUGCGGAAGAUUCUCUGCUCAAACUUGCAAUGGAAAAGGCGGAAGAGUUCACUACAGAAGAGCUGUGUGCAUCUAAGGUGUCCCUCGCUUUUUUGGAGAAGUCGCUGGAGUGUUUCGGUGGGGUGGAUACGGAUGACGAGAAGGGUGGUUUGCUCGCUCUGCUUGUCUCCAAGCGGAUUGAGUGGCUCAAGAACCAAAUCGAGAAGCUGGACAAGCCAUUCUCGUGGCAAAUGCCAGACGCAAAGUUCCCGGAUAAUGCCAAGGUGGAAGAGUUUCUACAAGGGCUAGCCGAGACGAUGACGAUGGCGAAGGGAGUGCGUAAAUUCAAGGGAUUUCAAGACGCGAGCAACUACGCGGCGAAAUGGACGCGUGGACCGCAAGUCGGCGCCUCGUUCAAGAUGGAGGCGAGCUCCACUGAUGCAAACGCGGUUGUGGCGAUUACGAAGACGCGCAAGUGGUUUACGGAGUGUCAGCACAAGUUGAGGCAGUACAAGGUGGAGUUGACUCAGCUGCGGGAAUACACUGGAGAAACGGAUGACAGCGACAGUAAGAGGGCUCGCUUGGAGUGA
This is a messenger RNA of Phytophthora sojae, 1656 nucleotides long. RefSeq lists its product as hypothetical. The record is from RefSeq and is a predicted model, not a curated record. The transcript has 4 exons. NCBI's taxonomy places the organism in Eukaryota, Oomycota, Peronosporomycetes, Peronosporales, Peronosporaceae. The coding region runs from base 1 to 1656 and encodes 551 amino acids.